Messenger RNA from Penicillium diatomitis, 300 nucleotides. RefSeq lists its product as uncharacterized. The coding region runs from base 1 to 300 and encodes 99 amino acids. The record is from RefSeq and is a predicted model, not a curated record. The transcript has a single exon. NCBI's taxonomy places the organism in Eukaryota, Fungi, Ascomycota, Eurotiomycetes, Eurotiales, Aspergillaceae.
AUGGAUUUUAGCCUCGGCACGCUUCUUGAGCUUGGGGAGAGACUGGUCCGCUCAGCUCGUCGCACUUUCAUCCACUUCGCAGCCCUUUUCAUUUCUGCCGGUAUCUGCAUUGUCGACAUGAGCACCACUUCCUUCAUCGUCUGCUUCCAGGUGGCUGAUAUGAUUGUGGACAUUGUGUUUGAUUUCGUAGAAACCGGCGUGCGAUUUCUCAUCCCCAGAUCAAGCCCGGAGAUCACUCCCUUUCUCAUUGCCGCGCUCACGUCCAUCCUGGUGUAUGGGACUGUGCACGAGGCACCGUAG